Messenger RNA from Tricharina praecox, 507 nucleotides. RefSeq lists its product as uncharacterized. Bases 1 to 507 code for a protein of 168 amino acids. Lineage: Eukaryota; Fungi; Ascomycota; Pezizomycetes; Pezizales; Pyronemataceae. The transcript is spliced from 4 exons. Gene Ontology annotation, cellular component: mitochondrion. The record is from RefSeq and is a predicted model, not a curated record.
AUGUUCGCCCAACGACUGGUCGCUUCGGCACGGCCGCUUGUCCGACAAGCCCGCGUCAUCCCCGUCUCCACCACUGCCUCUCGCUCGUUCAUCGUCGGCUUCCCCAGAAAACCUACCACCGAGCCUAUGGACCCGGUCUACUACCCGAGCUUCGACGAUACGGUUGACCCUGGAAUGAAUGGAGGAUACGUCAACCCUCCUCCCGAGAAGCGCCAGUUCAGGGACCCAUACGCCGACUGGUGGGACAAGCAGGAGCGCCGCAACUACGGAGAGCCGCUUCACGAGGAUAACGAUAUCUUGGGUCGUUUCUCUCCCGAGGAGUACACCUGGGUCACCCCCGGAAAGGGAGCUUUGCAGAUCGGAGUCUUCGUUGCGACCGUGUUCUCGUUCAUGGGCGUCGUCUACAUGUUUUACCCCGACAAGCCCGCUGUUCCCAGGACCUUUCCCCAUGCUGGGUUGGAGAAGGCUCUUGGUGGCCCUAGGGCUCUCCCGGCGGCAGCAGAGUAA